GAUAUAACCCUGUCGGCCGCUGCCGCCGCGAUGACAACUCUGGCCGGAGCUGUCCCCAGGAUGAUGCGCCCCGGGGCCGGGCAGAACUAUCCCCGCAGCGGGUUCCCGCUGGAAGUCUCUACCCCUCUAGGCCAGGGCAGAGUCAAUCAGCUCGGAGGAGUGUUUAUCAAUGGCAGGCCUUUACCCAACCAUAUCCGGCACAAGAUAGUGGAGAUGGCCCACCAUGGCAUAAGGCCCUGUGUCAUCUCCCGCCAGCUGCGAGUGUCCCACGGCUGCGUCUCCAAAAUUCUCUGCAGGUACCAGGAGACGGGCUCCAUCCGGCCGGGGGCCAUCGGCGGCAGCAAGCCCAAGGUGACGACGCCGGAUGUUGAGAAGAAAAUCGAGGAAUACAAGCGGGAAAACGCGGGCAUGUUCAGCUGGGAGAUCCGGGACAAGCUGCUGAAGGACGGGGUGUGUGACCGCAACACGGUGCCGUCAGUGAGCUCCAUCAGCCGCAUCCUGCGGAGCAAGUUCGGGAAAGGCGAGGAAGAGGAGGCUGAACUGGAAAGGAAGGAGGUGGAGGACGGCGACAAGAAGGCUAAGCACAGCAUUGAUGGCAUCCUCAGUGAAAGAGCUGUUGUUUUCCGGCAGAAAACAGUGGCUUUCAGCACUCCAGUGAUGGGGUGUAGAGCUGGUCCUCGGGCCGCUGUGAGCGGGCGGUGCGGGCUGGGGCUGGGGCUGGUGCCGGGGCCGGGACCCCCCCGCCUGGCCUCAAAGGGGGCCUCUGUUCCCAGCCAGCGGAAUUGGCCCCCGGGCCCUGUCCUGGCGGAUCCUCCCCCAGUCAUGCGCACCCGUCCAAAAAGGGCCCUACUCAUCCCAAGCCUCUACCCUUGGCUGUACUGA
Pipra filicauda (Wire-tailed manakin) is the source of this 882-nucleotide messenger RNA. Its product is annotated as paired box protein Pax-3-like. Gene Ontology annotation, biological process: anatomical structure development; regulation of transcription by RNA polymerase II. The record is from RefSeq and is a predicted model, not a curated record. Bases 31 to 882 code for a protein of 283 amino acids. Gene Ontology annotation, molecular function: RNA polymerase II cis-regulatory region sequence-specific DNA binding; DNA-binding transcription factor activity, RNA polymerase II-specific. The transcript is spliced from 5 exons. Lineage: Eukaryota; Metazoa; Chordata; Aves; Passeriformes; Pipridae.